AUGGUGAAAACGCCGUUAUUUUCGUUGGAACCAUCAUCAUCAUCAUCAUCAUCAUCACUAUCAGUGGCACAAACAACAUCAUCGGUCGCACAAACAAAACGUCAACGGACAAAAUUUAUUCAAGCACUGUCUUCCUUUUUGACAUUCUCUUUCAUCACACUUCCUUCCAUGAGCCAACCAGCCACAGCAGCAGUAUCCUUGGUGCCGCAAGAGGCCAUGUCGGUCGUGUCCAAAGUACCUUGGAAACGGGUGGUGAAAGCUGUGGCGGCAACGAUUGCCGUGACGAGUUCCAUUCAGGCAUAUCAAGUCAAGAAGCGACAGGCCAAAUUGGCGACAUCGGAAUGGGAACGAUAUGCCAAUUAUCCCAUGGCCAGAGGCCGUGCUACCUUUUGGUUGCUUACACAACAAAUGAUAAUGGUGAUCCUUUCCAAGCUUGUUUGGUUCAAAUCUUCGGAAAUUAGGACGUAUGCAGGAAAGCAUUUGGCCAACAAUCUGUUGAAAUUGGGACCACUCUACAUCAAAUUGGGACAAAUCAUCUCGUCCAGGGCAAAUUUGUUGGGAAAGGAAUGGAUUGAAGCCAUGAGCAUUCUGCAAGACAAUGUACCUGCAACUACGGGUGACGACGCAUGGGAAUUGGCGUACUCGACCGUGGACGGAGGCAAAAAAGAGUUUGAUAAAUUGUUUAGUGACUUUGAUACCACCCCUUUGGCAGCCGCCAGUCUUGGACAAGUCCAUCGAGCCAAGUUGCGUUCCACUGGUGAUGAAGUCGCUCUCAAGCUACAGCGACCCUUUCUGCGUAAGAUUUAUGACCAGGAUCUCGCCGUAUUGACCAAGAUCGCCACCUUUUUUGACAGCUUGCCGGGAACUGGUAAGAAUGUUGGCGGUGUGUCGUCGUCGUGGACCAAGAUUGUGAAUGAUACCGAAAAUAUUUUGUAUCGGGAGAUCGAUUAUCGCGAUGAAGCCAGCAAUUCGGUCCGUUUCGCGAACGAUUUUGGAUUGGCCUUGCAUGGAAAACCAGCUGCCAACUGCACCGCCAAGACCAAGGCUGGAGAAGCUUUGCCCAGUGCCGCAGAAUGGCUUCGAACUCCUCACAUCUUUGAAGAAAUUUGUACCGAACAAUUGUUGGUGAUGGAGUUUGUUCCCUCGAUCAAAAUCACGAGCAUGGACAAGCUUGCAAAGGCUGGCGUCAGUGAAAACGACAAGAUUGAUCUUGCCAACGCUUUGGCAAGAGCUUACUUGCGACAAUUGUGCUGUAACUGCUUCUUCUCAACAGACCCCCAUGCUGGAAAUCUCGGAGUCGAAGUCAUGGAGAAUGGAAAACCCAGACUAGUAAUGUAUGACUUUGGUCAAGCUGCUACCUUGACGCCCAAUCAAGCGGAUGGUAUUCUCGACAUUAUCGAGGCUAUCAUUGAUAUGGAUGUAGACCGAUCCAUAGACGCUUUCCAAAAGAUGGGUGUUCUUGUGGAUGAUGCUGACUUGAACAAAGUUCGGGCAAAGGUUGCCGAAAACUACCGCACCGGGAAGGUCAAGGCCAACCGAAAGACGCUUCGUCGCAAUGGAUAUGAGCUGAAGGAAGAGACAUCCGCAGCAAGUCUAGAAGCAGAUGAAGAAGGGAAAGGAAAGGACUCGGAGAUCAUGUCGUUCUUCACCUUGCCCGCAGAGUAUGCCUUUGUGGCUCGCGCAUUAUCGCAAAUGGAUGGCGUAGGAAAGCUUCUGGAUUCAGAGUUUGAUUUCAUUUCCAACGGAGCCCAAUAUAUUGUGGAGAUUAAGGGAGCACAAGAAUACUUGAAGGACGAAGUCAACAAGUUCUUCGAAAACAUAUGCCAAAAACUGAAGAGCCUCACAAGUCAAUCUUAA
Cylindrotheca closterium is the source of this 1857-nucleotide messenger RNA. The record is from the annotation of a GenBank genome assembly. Lineage: Eukaryota; Bacillariophyta; Bacillariophyceae; Bacillariales; Bacillariaceae.